This is a messenger RNA of Puccinia triticina, 885 nucleotides long. RefSeq lists its product as uncharacterized. The transcript has 2 exons. The record is from RefSeq and is a predicted model, not a curated record. Lineage: Eukaryota; Fungi; Basidiomycota; Pucciniomycetes; Pucciniales; Pucciniaceae. Bases 1 to 885 code for a protein of 294 amino acids.
AUGAAAUCCUUUCGUUUCCUUUAUCCGUUUCUGGCCGUGCAUGUAUCAAUGGCGGCGCUCCCGGUGGACGAGGAAUGGGAUCAGCUGGUGAAUGACUAUCUUCAAGGAAGUGUUGAGUUCGGAUUGGCUCCUCCAGAAAACGUGGGGCGGUCCUACGUUGGUGAAGAGGUGAAUCCAUCAAAGCGUGGGCUUGAUUUGGAAAACCCCAAGGCAAAUGUCAUAUUCACGCCUUCCCCUGAAUCAGAAUCACGCUGCACGGAGGGCGUUUGUUCCAAUCCUGCGAACGCGCUACAGGCUAGUGAGGGCCGAGUACCAAAAAGAGCACGUAAUGGCAAGUCUAUAAUGACGAGGGAGGAGGAAAGACGAGAUGAUCUACGUCCUGAUGUUUCCCGCUUGCAUCAUGACACUAAAUUCCACAACCUUGCCCAAGUUAAUAAUAAAAGUCCGCCCUGCAUCAGUGAACAAGGACGCCUAUGGCGGCUAGGACAAGCUGACCACUCGGGGAUUCCCACAUCACAUUAUCCAAUGACCUCCUCCAUCAAAUCAAGAGCACACCGUAUGAGCAGAAAACCAAUGCCGGAAAAGCAACAGCAAGAUCCAAGGAACAAGCAGCAUAUAGCUAACCAGAACUCGGGGCAAGGGAAAUAUGAUCAGCUAAAAGUUCCGCAAAUUGACUUGGGUGGAGAAUCUUGGAAACAAUCUGAAUUAAACUCGAUUGGUAUACCAGUCAAUGGUCUUAUGGAAACAGCAUCAAUCUCAUCUCAGGUUGUCUUGGAUGAAAGAGAACUUGAUCAAUAUCAAACACCCUACAAAGCUGCCAUUAAAAACAUCUAUCAGGAACUUCAUGGUUCGACUGAUACUAAAGCAAAGAUCCAACCUCAGUAG